Stylophora pistillata is the source of this 519-nucleotide messenger RNA. RefSeq lists its product as uncharacterized. The record is from RefSeq and is a predicted model, not a curated record. NCBI's taxonomy places the organism in Eukaryota, Metazoa, Cnidaria, Anthozoa, Scleractinia, Pocilloporidae.
AUGAUAUNAAAUGUACAUGUAUGUCUUGCCGUUAAUUACUUGGACAGUUCGAGUGUAAUAGCUGGUCAUUGGUUUAUUCCAGUUGUACCUUGGCUUCCCAAGCCGAAGGAAGACAUUAAGGAGAAGGCUUCUAAAGGAAGCAAUGUGUCGUUUGAGUGUGCUGCGAAAAGAUUUCCUUUGGAGGUAGAAUGGAAGGUGAAGAAGCAGAAUGAAGACAGUGUUCAGGCUUGCAUAAAUGGAUCAGGUGGACACUACAAGAUUCAUCAAGAUGCAUUUGGCCCAUCAAUUCUGACUCUAUCUGGAGUGGAUUAUACUGAUCGUGGAUUUUAUUACUGUUGUCUUCCUUCAAACUGCUCCCAAAAUGUAGAAGACAAAUGCCAGCAAUUCAUUCUUGGCGUCAGAGAAUUAUCACUGUCAGCUGCAUUUACAUGUAGUAGCACACAAGUAAUGUUGUUAUUAUUAUCAUUAUUAUUAGUGUGAUCAUAGUCAUUGCAAUUUCCUUAAAUGGGAUCAGUGCAU